Camellia sinensis is the source of this 2459-nucleotide messenger RNA. Its product is annotated as pentatricopeptide repeat-containing protein At1g80270, mitochondrial. Gene Ontology annotation, molecular function: protein binding. Lineage: Eukaryota; Viridiplantae; Streptophyta; Magnoliopsida; Ericales; Theaceae. Gene Ontology annotation, cellular component: mitochondrion. The record is from RefSeq and is a predicted model, not a curated record.
GUUGUUAGGGUUUAAGAGUGUAGGGGUUGGAACUACUUGGGGUUUUGCUCUUACAUGAUUUCCUGUAACUUCUAGGGUUUCACUUUCUCUCUCACCAAAUUCCUCUCUCAUUUCCACUAUUAGGAGUUACUGUUUCAUCUCUGAGACUCCAACAUCACCAUGUGGGCGCUUCGCCGUGCCGCUAAUCCUCUCAGGAAUCGAGGAUUCAGCAUCAAAACUUCUCGAGCUUCUUGUGUUAAAUCAAAAGUAACAAGUUGUUAUUUAGAUGACAAAGCUAGUAAUGGUGAUUCUUGCCUUGUAAUAUCUGAUGGAUGCAUGUCUUUGAAGAGAUUUUACAGCUCAGCACAUGGUUCUCCAAAAUUUCUUAUGGGUACGUGCAGUUUUUCCUCUCAGGCGGACACAAAAAGCAGUGCACAAGAAGAAGAUGAUCUGGAGGAUGGGUUUUCUGAGCUUGAAACUCCAGCUAGUGCUGACAUGAUACAAGACAGCAACGUGGACGGAGAAAAUGAAGAUGAAUUGAUUUCUGAACCAGAGCUCUCUGAAGAAGAAGAUGAUGAUGAUGGUGUGGAAGAACCUCAAAAUGAGCUAGAAUUAUCUGAUACUGAGGCAGAUGUAACUGAGAAAAGAUCUCCACCAAAGAGAGCUUUUUCAACAUUGUUCCAGGCUAUCGUGGAUGCUCCGGGUUUGUCUGUUCAAAGUACUUUGGAUAAAUACGUUGAGGAGGGAAAUGACUUGAGUCGGUCAGAGAUAUCCUUGGCCAUGUUAAACCUUCGGAAGCGUCGGAUGUAUGUGAGGGCAUUGCAGCUCUCGGAGUGGCUGGAGUCAACUAAGCAGCUUGACUUUGUUGAGAGAGACUAUGCUUCUCGCCUUGAUUUGAUUGCCAAGGUGCGUGGUCUCCAGAAGGCUGAGAACUACAUUGAGAAGAUCCCAAAAUCCUCCAGGGGGGAAGUAAUCUACCGCACCCUUUUGGCUAAUUGUGUUUCUGCCAAUGAUGUGAAGAAAACAGAGGAAGUGUUCAACAAAAUGAGGGACCUUGAAUUCCCAAUUACAUGCUUUGCGUGCAAUCAAUUGCUUAUCCUGUAUAGGAGAUUUAACAAGAAAAAAAUAGCUGAUGUGUUGUUACUAAUGGAGAAAGAGAACGUGAAGCCGACUCUCUUCACUUAUAAAUUCCUAAUAGAGACCAAAGGCCAAUCCAAUGAGAUUACCGGGAUGGAUCAGAUUUUUGAGACAAUGAAAGCUGAUGGGAUUGAACCCGACCUCGACACACACGCCAUAUUGGCUAAGCACUAUGUCUCUGGUGGGCUCAAUGAAAAGGCCGAGGCUGUUCUGAAAGAGAUGGAAGGAGACAACAUUAAAGAGAAACGCUGGGCUUGCCGUGCUCUGCUUCCUCUGUAUGCUUCUCUUGGAAAAUCUGAUGAAGUGGGUAGAAUUUGGAAGGUUUGUGAGUCUAAUCCCAAACUCGAGGAGUGCAUGGCUGCCAUUUUAGCUUGGGGAAAAUUAAAGAAAAUUGAAGAAGCAGAGGCAGUCUUCGAUAGGAUGUCAAAAACAUGGAAAAGACUAUCUUCAAAGCAUUAUUGUACGCUCUUGAAAGUUUAUGCAGAUAAUAAGAUGUUGAACAAGGGAAAAGAUCUUGUGAAGCGAAUGGUAGAUAGUGGGUCCCGGAUUGACCCUUUGACGUUGGAUGCGCUCGUUAGGCUUUAUGUGGGAGCUGGAGAGGUGGAAAAAGCUGAUUCAAUUUUGCAGAAAGCUAUCCAGCAGAGCCAGAUGAAGCCAAUGUUUGGUUCUUACAUGUCUAUUUUGGACCAGUAUGCCAAGAGAGGCGACAUACAUAAUUCUGAGAAAAUGUUUCAUAGGAUGAGACAGGUCGGGUUUGUGGCUCGGCUUCCACAAUUCCAAGCUUUAUUACAGGCUUAUGUUAAUGCCAAGGCUCCGGCUUAUGGUAUCAGAGAGAGGAUGAAGGCGGAUAAUGUAUUCCCAAAUAAAGUGGUUGCAGGGCAGUUGGCUCAGGUAGAUGCAUUUAGGAAGACGGCUGCCUCAGAUUUGCUGCUCGAUUGAACCAAUGUUCUUCUGGGAUGAACUAGUAUUGAUUUGUUGCAGGUUGAGCAUUCGGCUUCUGUUGAAGUUUUUAACAUUGCAGUUCUUGCGCACGAGGAAUCUUUAUCGAGUGUUCUUGUUACUCUCUCUCCCUCCCUCCCCAAAUAUGAUUUGUUCUUGGUGUUUGGUUGGUGAUAGUUUUGCUCUUUCAGAUGUAGAAAUGUGAAUGUGUCUAGCUUCUGUAGAUCAUUUCGUACCUCUACUGGAGAUGCAAAUGAGCCAUGCUGGGUAGUAAGUCUGACUGUAGUGUCAUCGAUUGCUGCAUGACCUUAAAUUUUUGAAUGAUAAAUUUUGAUAUUAAAUAAUUGUAUGAAACCAAAUGAAAAAUAUAUUUUCUUAACAUGAGAGGACUUUAAAUUGCUUUA